GACAUACCGCUAGAUUUUUAUCCACUAUCAAGUCUUUUAUUAUUAUUAUUUUAGGUCAGUGGCUGCUGCCGCUCACGUUCAAACUCUCCGUGAUAUCCUCAUGAAUAAUUAAUAAAUGGGGGAGGACUGAGCGUCCGGGGGUGGACUUUUCCAAGAGGUUGCCGACGUCACUUUUGCUGAGCGCGAGGCGUGCAUGGCUUCUCGCUGUCACCGGAGCGACUGUGCGUGCGUCGAAUAGAAGAAGAAGGAGGCAUGGCUGGGAAGCCAUUCCGGGCCACCCAAAUCUGGAGCAGCAUUAUCUCCAACCUCCACACCCACGUGGAGGUCAAGCGCCGGCGGCACAAUCUCAAAUCGUACCAGGACUGCUUCCUGGGAUCGGAGGCCGUGGAUGUCGUUUUGGCGCACAUCACCUUGAACCGCUUCUUCGGCGACGACGCCGUCCCUCGCAAGAAGGCCGUCCGACUUUGUCAAGCCCUGAUGGACUCGAAGGUCUUUGAGCCGGUGGGCGUUAAAGUGUUUGGGAAGGAAAAGAAGCGGGCCACGUUCGAGGACAGCAGCUGUAGUUUGUAUAGGUUCACGAGCCCGGAGACGGGCUUGUCACCGCUGAACAAUACCAAGUCCAAAUCCACGGGGACCAUAGAGAGUGGCUAUGACUCUCCAGGCAUGAACAGGAACAAGAACAGCUACAGUCUAUUGUGUGAAAGACAAGAGGUACCGACGUACUCCACUCACUCCCCUGUAAGAAUAGGCAAAUCAGUGGAGGACAUGCUGAGAAAUAUCAACCCGAGCUCGGCCGUCACGCCUCAAAUGAUCAACUUGGGCCUCUCGCGGGAGCUGGUGGCCGAGGUGUGGCAUCAGCAGGCCGUGUGCAGGCUUCUGCAGUUGAUUGAACUCCCGCUGCUGGAGAACUUACUGGAGGGGAAGGAUGGCUCGCGGACUUCUCUGCAGGCCGCGGACAGUGACUCAGAUCUGCUGCUGACAUCGAGCUACUUGGACAGAGAAGUGCUUAAGGCCUUCAGUGAGGCACAGGCAGAUGAAUGGAUGUCCGGUGCCAUGGACUGUCUGGAGUUCCUCCCUGACGAUCAAGUGGCGGAGGUGAGCAAAGGUCUGGCUGGCUGCACCAACAACCUGACUGAGUGUAAGAGGCUGCUCUACCAAGUCCUGACUAAGCAUUACACGCAAGCUGACCAGCCGCCUCUUCUCUGCAACCACGUGUUCGACAUCCACUCGGGCAUCUCGGAGCUUCUCGUAAACGGCAAGCUGGAGCAAGCUCUGGAGGCACUGCAGCUCAGUGUGAAACUGCAGGACUCUCGCUGCCGGGAGGAGCUGCGCCGGCUGCUCAGGUUCAUGGCCAUCGCCGCGACCACGCAGGACAUCAAACUGCACAAAGAGAUCGAGAACCGAAUGGCAGUGAAGAGGUCGUUCUCCAGCGCCAUCGUGUACAGCAAAAGACUCUCCAAAGGCAAAGUGGACCUGAUGGUUCUGUUUAUGAUGGACAACCACUGGGAUCUGUUCAAAAUUCCAGUUUCACUACACAAGAUGGUCAGCGACAGGUUAAAGAAUAUCGUGAAAGGGAAGGACCCGGAUAUAAUAACAGGGUCAACGUAUUGCGCAAGACAGAACGCAAAGACAUAUUCGGAAGAUGCAGAAACGCACACAAAAGAGGAAUUGUGGUCGUUACUGCGGACAAUCCACGAGAACCCAAACCUGCCCGGCAAAGAAAAACGACGUCUGCUAGCACAAUUUUACAAAGGCCACCCGGACAUUUUUGUGCAGUAUUUUAGCGAUAAAUUAUCAAGCAUGAACAUGUUGCUACAGUAAUGGUGAAAUGUAAAGAAAUGGAGUGAACAUAUGUGGCCUUUGUGACAGUGCAUUUGAAAUGGAUUAAGCUGUGAAUUUUUUAUUUUUUGGGGGGGGGCAGGACAGGGUUAAAGCCCCAAAAGUGGUACAAUUUAUAGUUGAACCCAAAUGAAAAACCACCAAAAUAUGUUUAAAAAGUCAAAAGAAAGCUUGGAAUUCAAACCAUAACUGUGAUUGUGGCAUGUCGGGAGAGACUUCAGUAAGUAAGCGUCUGAAGCACGGGUGUCAAACUCAAGGCCCGGGGGCCAGAUCUGGCCCGCCGCAUGUUUCUAUGUGGCCCCGCGAAGGGCAAAUUGAGUAUCAACUUCCAUGAUUUUUGUUCAAAUCUGUAAAUUUCAAACAGUCGUGUCAUAAAUGACAAUGUAGAGAUAUUGCAGGCUAUAUUGUGGCCCCGAACAUCAACAACAGUUCAAAAUUACCCAUUACCCUUGAUUUAUGAUUACAAAAACUAGUUCAUAAAUUUCACCUGUAAAUAUGAGGCGGUUAAAAGUUUUGCAUGGUUUCACAGUCAUAAUGGCCCUCCGAGGGAAACCAGAACUAAAACAUGGCCCUUAUCUAAAGUGUUUCACUUUUUCUUUCACUUUGUAAUUAUGUGAGGAGUUAAAAUGUUACUGGAAAACUUUAAGUACCUAAAGAGUUACAUUUUGUUGCAUUAUUAUGGAUCCCGUGACAAAUUAGUUUGGCCUUGGAUGAUUUCCAAUAGGAAACCUGAACAAAUUACUACUAGUACAGAUUUUUGCCCUGCGAUCGGCCGUCAACCAGUUCAGGGUGUACGUCGCCUCCUGCCCGUUGACACCUGGGAUAGGCUCCAACACUGCCCGUGACCCUCGUGAGGAUAAGCGCCAAAGAAGAUGGAUGGAUAGUACAGAUUAUGUUGAACUUUUGAGGUUGAAGGCAGCAAAAAGAGAAGCAGUUUGCUGAGGAUCAAGCUCGGGUUCGACUCAAGUAUCCUUUUGUUGACAUUGCUUUGUAUACUGUGGACAAAGUUGGACGCUUCGGUCCAAAAUGUUUUACGAUUCCGACACAACUACCCAAAUCCACGGUCAGUCAAUCGAUCAAGAGCUGUGUGCCGAUAGUUUACUUUCCCUAUUUAUUUUUAUGAUCGUUGCUCUUUCGGGACAAAGCCAAGUAUGGAUGUUAGUUCUUUAUGUAAUUAAUUAAAAAAGUUACAAAUAAACAAUGUGAUGCAGACCAGCUGUGUCUGGAAAAAGGCUUCCGACGCUAAUUUGAAAGUCUGAUGUUGCGGUGUCGUAAACAGUCAGAGAUCCAUGCAAAUCAUCCCCUGUGGGUGUCUGAGGUGCAAAACCCUUGCUUCAGUUAAGUCAUCAAGGUCGGGUUUCACACGGGGCUCCAAAGUAAGAUCUGUUUACAAAGGAAGUGGCUGCUUAGCUAGGUGAUAAUAGCUUUCUCAUUUCACAUACGAACCAUAUUGAUCGGAUGCGGUGUAAACACGUCUACUAUAACUGUGUUUAUUGAAAUUUCCAGACAAUUAGCAGAAUUUCUCACGCAUAAUGCACAUUUCUCCCCCCUAAAAUUGUCAAAAGUCAAUACUUAAGUUUCAUACUUUACCUUACAUCCCCGCUCUUAAAGUUGUACACUCAUAAUUACAAAUGUUACAGUACUCUCGCAGCCCAUCAAUGUGUUUUAUAAUGACGGCGUCCACGCCCGCAGCUUUAGUUAGCAACACAGUCUGGGCAACGUAGAGCAAAGACGAGCUAGACAUGCUGCUUAUGUUUACUUUCGAUAUUAAUGGAGAACGUUAAAAAAAGAAAUGCUGUUGUUUUAAGAUGCAAUGAAUGUCGGAGUAUGUGAAUAAUCAAAGAAAAAGUGGUUAAACUGGACGACUUUUUCUCUUUUCGAGUGGGAAAGGUCUGGUCUGAAGCCAAAGUACAAAGUGCGGGAUGAGAUGGUAUGGAAUUUUAAAAUUCCACCUUGGGACAGCCUGAUCCAGGAUGUAAGCACAGACAAUACAAUACACAAAAAGCUAAUUCUGUAUUUUAAAUAGAUGAGGCAACAUAACGCUUUGGGAGCAUCAUCCCUCCCAUCAGUAGCUCACAAUCGGCUGGCUGCUUGAAAAAUAGAUCUUGGGGUAAAAAAAAAAAAAAAUAAAAAAAAGUCUGGGCACCUCUAAUCUAGUCGUUCUGAAAACGCUGUAUACUUUGCUAGCCACAUCGAGAUGUUUCAUUCUAAUAUGGCACCGCCACCUAAAGGUUAUGACAAAAGUGUAUCCUACACUUUCAUUCCAAUGACAGGGGUACACAUGCCUGAAUACAGUGAAGAAAAUAAGUAUUUGAACACCCGUUUGAACAUCUUGCAAGUUCUCCCACUGAGGAAUCAUGGAGGGGUCUGAAAUUUUCAUCAUGAACAACUACAGAAAAUGUUUGACCUCUGUAACUGCAAACAAAGGCUACUGUACCAAAUAUUAACAUUGGUUUUCUCAGGUUUUCAAAUACUUAUUU
Molecule: messenger RNA, 4319 nt
Organism: Syngnathoides biaculeatus (alligator pipefish)
Lineage: Eukaryota; Metazoa; Chordata; Actinopteri; Syngnathiformes; Syngnathidae
Gene: depdc7a
Product: DEP domain containing 7, paralog a
Exons: 9
Coding region: 253-1821 (522 amino acids)
Biological process (GO): intracellular signal transduction
Source: RefSeq, a predicted model, not a curated record